Messenger RNA from Chanos chanos (milkfish), 2315 nucleotides. It is a transcript of the gene ezh2, whose product is annotated as enhancer of zeste 2 polycomb repressive complex 2 subunit. Gene Ontology annotation, molecular function: protein binding; chromatin binding; histone H3K27 methyltransferase activity. Gene Ontology annotation, biological process: heterochromatin formation. Gene Ontology annotation, cellular component: ESC/E(Z) complex; nucleus. The coding region runs from base 44 to 2281 and encodes 745 amino acids. The record is from RefSeq and is a predicted model, not a curated record. The transcript is spliced from 20 exons. NCBI's taxonomy places the organism in Eukaryota, Metazoa, Chordata, Actinopteri, Gonorynchiformes, Chanidae.
CCCCUACAUUGAAUGAAGACAGGAAUCCUUCUGCAGGGAAACCAUGGGCUUGACUGGGAAGAAAUCGGAAAAGGGCCCGGUGUGUUGGAGAAGGCGCGUAAAAUCAGUGUACAUGCGGCUCCGUCAGCUGAAGCGCUUCCGCAGAGCUGAUGAAGUCAAGAGCAUGUUCAAUUCCAAUAGACAGAAGAUUCUGGAGCGCACCGACAUCCUGAAUCAAGAGUGGAAGUUGCGUCGGAUACAGCCUGUACACAUCAUGACGUCUGUAAGCUCCUUACGUGGGACCAGGGAGUGUACCGUUGACAGUGGUUUCACAGAGUUCCCUAAACAAGUCAUUCCUCUCAAAACACUGAAUGCAGUGGCCUCUGUGCCCGUCAUGUACUCCUGGUCUCCACUCCAGCAAAACUUUAUGGUUGAGGAUGAGACGGUUCUGCACAACAUCCCCUACAUGGGUGAUGAAAUCCUUGACCAGGAUGGUACCUUUAUUGAAGAGCUGAUUAAAAACUAUGACGGCAAAGUGCAUGGAGACAGAGAGUGUGGCUUCAUAAACGAUGAAAUCUUUGUGGAGUUGGUGAAAGCACUUAAUCAGUACAGUGACAAUGAGGAGGAAGAUGAAGAGGAAGACCAGCAGGAUUAUAAACUGGACAAGAUGGAUCUCUGUGAUGGUAAAGAAGAUUCUGAGGACCCACCUAAGAAGUUUCCCUCUGACAAGAUAUUUGAGGCCAUCUCCUCCAUGUUUCCAGAUAAGGGCUCACCAGAGGAGCUGAAAGAGAAGUAUAAAGAGCUGACAGAGCAGCAGCUGCCUGGAGCUCUUCCCCCUGAGUGCACCCCUAACAUAGACGGACCAAACGCCAAGUCAGUGCAGAGGGAACAGAGCCUACACUCCUUCCACACUCUCUUCUGUAGACGCUGCUUCAAAUACGACUGCUUCCUUCACCCUUUCCACGCAACCCCAAACACCUACAAGAGGAAGAAUAUGGAGAACCUCGUGGACAGCAAACCAUGUGGCAUUGAUUGCUACAUGUAUUUAGAUGGCAUGGUGAGGGAGUACCCCGCCGGCGUGGUGGCGGAACGGGCCAAGACGCCGUCCAAGCGUUCGGUGGGGCGACGCAGGGGCAGGCUUCCCAACAGCAGCAGCAGGCCCAGCACCCCUACCGUCAGCAACGAGACCAAGGACACGGACAGCGACCGCGAGGGAGGGACCGACGGCGCCGACUGCAACGACAAGGACGAUGACGACAAGAAGGAUGAAACCACCAGCUCCUCAGAGGCGAAUUCGCGCUGUCAGACUCCAGUGAAGCUGAAAGCCAGCAGCGAGGCUCCGGAGAACGUGGACUGGAGCGGAGCUGAGGCCUCUCUCUUCAGAGUCCUCAUAGGCACCUACUACGACAACUUCUGUGCCAUCGCACGACUCAUAGGCACCAAAACCUGCAGACAGGUGUAUGAAUUCAGGGUAAAAGAAUCCAGCAUAAUCGCACGUGCUCCUGCAGAAGAUGAAGACACUCCUCCACGAAAGAAGAAAAGAAAACACAGAUUGUGGGCUACCCACUGCCGCAAAAUCCAGCUGAAAAAAGAUGGCUCAUCCAACCACGUGUAUAACUAUCAGCCGUGCGAUCACCCACGGCAACCCUGCGACAGCUCCUGUCCCUGCGUCACCGCACAGAACUUCUGUGAGAAAUUUUGCCAGUGCAGCUCUGAGUGUCAGAACCGUUUCCCUGGAUGUCGCUGUAAGGCCCAGUGUAACACUAAGCAGUGUCCCUGUUACCUGGCCGUGCGUGAAUGUGACCCUGACCUGUGCCUCACCUGUGGGGCGGCCGAGCACUGGGACAGCAAAAAUGUCUCCUGCAAGAACUGCAGCAUCCAGAGAGGGGCUAAAAAGCACUUGCUGUUGGCUCCCUCUGAUGUGGCUGGAUGGGGCAUCUUUAUUAAAGAGCCUGUGCAGAAGAAUGAAUUCAUCUCUGAAUAUUGUGGAGAGAUAAUCUCACAGGAUGAGGCUGACCGCAGAGGCAAGGUGUACGACAAAUACAUGUGCAGCUUCCUGUUCAACCUGAACAAUGAUUUUGUUGUUGAUGCAACAAGGAAAGGCAACAAGAUUAGGUUUGCCAACCAUUCCGUGAACCCGAAUUGCUAUGCAAAGGUCAUGAUGGUGAAUGGGGACCAUAGAAUAGGCAUUUUUGCUAAGAGAGCCAUACAAACCGGUGAGGAACUUUUCUUCGACUACAGAUACAGUCAAGCCGAUGCCCUCAAGUAUGUAGGCAUUGAACGAGAAAUGGAAAUUCCUUGAAGCCAUCUACCUCCUCUUCAACAAAUGCCUUACA